Drosophila teissieri is the source of this 303-nucleotide messenger RNA. RefSeq lists its product as uncharacterized. Lineage: Eukaryota; Metazoa; Arthropoda; Insecta; Diptera; Drosophilidae. The transcript is spliced from 3 exons. The record is from RefSeq and is a predicted model, not a curated record. The coding region runs from base 1 to 303 and encodes 100 amino acids.
AUGCAUCUUAAAGCUGUUUUGACUGUAUUUUCUGUCCUAUUCCUGGCGUUGGUGGCUGGACAAAAUCGGAACUGCGAUGAAUUGACCCGGAGGUGUGAACGCUGCGUGGGAACUUUGAAUAAUGUAGUCGAUCGUACCCUGCCCACCCUCAAUAAUGAGUGCAGAGUUAAGACUCGGAACACCUGGCGUUGGAGGAAUGUGGGGCGUUGUGAGCUCACCAGGCUGAACUGCUUGGGAUCUGAUCGACGCAUGAAUUGUAAUGAUAUUGCUGAACUUGCUCGGAUGGAACGUGUUAAUGAAUAA